AGUUUCCCCAGAAACGAAACAUUGAAAAAAGGAGAAUCUGGAGAGCGUCUUUGCAGUGAUUUGCAGCAAUGGAGGAACUAUUUGUAGCGAUACUUUCGAUGCUUGUGUUAGCAGCACUGAUCCCACUCUAUCUAUGGAAACGCCGUCACGAUUCUCAACCUCCCCCUCACCACGAAGAACCUCAGCAGGCUCCGCGGAGAGAAACGGUGGUGCGCGCCACCGGUACCCGUCGUAUGCGCCGGAGACAACCUGCGUCUGGAGCUAGCACUUCAUCAGAUCAACCUGCAACGCAAGAAGAAUCUGCUGAUGAAAGUGACGAUGAAGCUGCUGGCGGAGAGUAUCAUGAGGCUAAAGCAUCAAAGAAAAAGGAAAUUAAAAGGCAAGAGAGGGAAGCGCGACGACAGGCUGAUGAAGCUGCGCGAGAGUCAAGGCAGGCAAAACAAGAUCGUUAUUCAGAGAUGCGGAGGUUGAAGGAAGAAGAGCGUGAGGCGCGGGAACGUAUGUUGGAAGAGGAAGCUGAAGCUCAGAAGGCUAAGGAGGAAGAAGCUGCUGCAUUAGAUUUCGAGAAGUGGAAAGGUGAAUUUUCAGUUGAUGAUGAAGGUACCCUGGAAGAAGUGGAGGAUAAUACCGAAGACUUGGUAUCCAAUUUUGUUGAAUAUAUAAAGAAGCACAAAUGUGUUCCCUUAGAAGAUCUUGCUGCAGAAUUUAAAUUGCGUACGCAGGAAUGUAUCAAUCGCAUCACCUCUCUGGAAAGUAUGGGUCGGCUUUCGGGUGUCAUGGAUGAUAGAGGGAAAUAUAUUUACAUCUCACAAGAAGAGAUGAAAGCUGUUGCUGAUUAUAUUAAGCGGCAAGGGAGGGUUAGUAUUUCCCACCUAGCUAGUAAAUCAAACCAGUUCAUUGAUUUAGAGCCAAAAGCUCAUUACGCUGAGGACAUAAGUAAUGUGGAGGAGAUAACUGUCAAUUGACAUGGCUUUUUGACUUAUGGGUGGAGGAAAAUCGUGUGAUGUACAUAAGAAAAAUAAUGCAAUGAUUUGGUUUGCUUGGAUUUGGUACGCGACUUUGAGCAUCUUUAGUAUAU
Messenger RNA from Gastrolobium bilobum, 1078 nucleotides. RefSeq names its product DDRGK domain-containing protein 1. NCBI's taxonomy places the organism in Eukaryota, Viridiplantae, Streptophyta, Magnoliopsida, Fabales, Fabaceae. The coding region runs from base 69 to 965 and encodes 298 amino acids. The transcript is spliced from 8 exons. The record is from RefSeq and is a predicted model, not a curated record.